AUGUCAAAUCAAUCAAAAGGUCGCUCUGGUGGUGUGCUGCCUGUUAGCGCGGCAGCCAGGAAGAAUGUGAAUCCUUCGUCUACUUCAAAGCCUGGUGGACGAACGCCCGCGCUCAAGCUCAGACUGUGUAUUCGCAGACUACCUCCGGGCUUGACAGAAAGUGAAUUUUGGACCGCCCUAGGUGAAACUUGGAACGUGGGUGGAUCAAAGGUUGAGUGGGCUGCUUUCAAGGAUGGGAAGAUCUCUAGAGAUCCUGCAAAACCAUCGCGCCCUUCCAGAGCGUAUCUGAAAAUCAAAGAACAAUCUCUAUUGGAUGAACUUUCUACAACUCUCAAGCAGAUCUCGUUUCAGGACGCCAAAAACACCGCCAAAGACGCUUGUCUGCUAGGACCACCUUCUCUGGAAUUUGCUCCUUACAAUAAAAUCCCAACCGGUCGUGCUAGGCAUGAUGGCAGACAGGGAACUAUUGACCAAGAUCAGGAAUUCAUCGAUUUUCUUCAACGCUUGACCGAGCCCAUCACAAGAUCGGGCAUAAAUGGCACUGAUGCAAACGACAACAAAGCCGAGAAAUCGUCCACCACACCUCUCGUCCAAUAUAUCAAAGAAAAGAAGGCAAACAAAGCCAAGGAAGCUUCCCAAGCCAAAGCUGCCAAGGCCCGAGAAAGCAAAGAAGGCAAAACUCCCAAGUCUGAGAGUCGAUCAACAGUAGUCAUCAAGGGAAGGAAUGCUCCCACCGCAGAGAAGGAGCGCGUCGCGAAGGUUACCCAAGAUGCUGUCAAUGUCAUCAAUAAACCUGCGGCCGCUAUUCAAGGGGGCAAGCAAGCUCCAUCCAAGACUGAGGUCAAACAGGAAGCCAAAGAGAAGGAGGCAUCGGCGAGUCAGCCAGCAACCCCAAAGAAAGAGCGAGAGCGAGGAAAUGCUAGCGCUGCUGCACGCAUGCUGCAACGUGACUUAGGCCUGCUACCAAAGGAAAGUAAAGCACAGCGUGCCGCGAAAAGAGUAGCCACUCCAAUUAUUGUUGAAAACACUUGCUCUGGAAAGACUCCUCCUGCAGCUUCUAAGUCCGAAAGGGCCAAGAACGACAAAGAGAAAGAGAAAGAAAACCUACCUGCCACGCCUACAACCUCGAAUCCACCGACCGGCCCACGAGCUUCAAGAACACCAAGCGCUGCAUCAACGUCGGCAAAGACUGCCUCUACUCCAUCACAACGCCCCUCAAAAUCAUCUCAAUCAUCUGCAGGUGCGAAAUCAGCCUUCCUCAAACAUGCAAAUCCCUCUCAAGGUAUUACCGAAGACACGCUGCAAACCACUUUCAAGCAAUUUGGGACCAUUACCCGCUGCGAGAUUGAUAAGAAGAAGGGACUAGGCUAUAUUGACUUCAGCGAACCGGAGGGACUCAAAAAGGCGAUGCAAGCAAGCCCGGUCAAAGUGGGUAACGGACAAGUCGUGGUUCUAGAGAACAAAAAUUCUCAAGGAGGUGGAAAGCGAGGCGGUGGUCAGCAGAAAGAGCCCACAAACAAAGCUGCCACGGCUGUGUCGACUCCAGCAGCUUCCCAAGCACAAGUGGGACAAGCCCCAUCAACACCAACCGCAAUCAAGUCCCCAGUUGUCAAGUCAGCAACUCCUGCAACCUCCACACCAACACUGGUAGCGGCAACGGCAGCAGCAACGGAGACAACCGCCGCCACGAUACCCGCAGCUUCAGCAGAUACGCCCCCAACUGCACCCCGAGGCUCAGCCCGAAACGGAGGACGCGGGGGACGUGGUGGAAGCGGUGGUGGUGCGGGAAGAGCUAGCAACAGAGGACCAGGUCAAGGCUCUAGGGGUCGCAGUGGUGGUGGAAGAGGUAAUUCGCGACGUGGCGGCGCAGCGGCAGGUGCAAAUGCGUCGUCAAAUGUAGAUGGAGGUGCCAGCACUGCUACUGCUGCCGCGACUCCAGCUGCUAGCAGUGGUGGUCCUACUCCACAAACGAAGAAGCCCUAA
Molecule: messenger RNA, 1983 nt
Organism: Exophiala aquamarina CBS 119918
Lineage: Eukaryota; Fungi; Ascomycota; Eurotiomycetes; Chaetothyriales; Herpotrichiellaceae
Exons: 2
Coding region: 1-1983 (660 amino acids)
Biological process (GO): positive regulation of translation; nuclear-transcribed mRNA catabolic process, nonsense-mediated decay
Cellular component (GO): nucleolus; cytoplasm
Molecular function (GO): mRNA binding
Source: RefSeq, a predicted model, not a curated record